Messenger RNA from Styela clava, 431 nucleotides. NCBI's taxonomy places the organism in Eukaryota, Metazoa, Chordata, Ascidiacea, Stolidobranchia, Styelidae. The record is from RefSeq and is a predicted model, not a curated record.
UUUUUUUAAAUAUUAAUAAGUAUUAAUUAGCCAUCAUGUUACAUCAAGCUACUGUAUCGGACACAAAUUUCGAUCUAACUGCUUUCUGUUUGUUCGGUGCUAUUCUCAUUGCUCUUUUAUUCUUUUUCUGGUUGUAUCGCCGUGAUACAAUUUACUUAAAUGAAAAGAAAUUAAAGUUGGAAAAAAGAAGACAAGAAGCUACUUUGGAAGCAAAGAAGCUUGUCUCAGCAACAAAAAACAUGGGACAUAAAAAUAAUGGAAAGAAAAGAAGACCAAGUAAAGGAGAUUCCAAAAGAACAUUCGAAAAUUUGGAAACCAAGAAGUUUAACAAACAAAAGCUGAAGACUUUAAAUUCAAAGAAAUCUAGUGAGAGUUCUAAUUCAGAAUUUAUAUUUUCCUUAUCGGAUUCAUCUGAACUACUUUUAACUUGA